Messenger RNA from Zea mays, 2224 nucleotides. RefSeq names its product 65-kDa microtubule-associated protein 8. Gene Ontology annotation, biological process: microtubule cytoskeleton organization. Gene Ontology annotation, molecular function: microtubule binding. The transcript has 11 exons. NCBI's taxonomy places the organism in Eukaryota, Viridiplantae, Streptophyta, Magnoliopsida, Poales, Poaceae. The coding region runs from base 253 to 2049 and encodes 598 amino acids. The record is from RefSeq and is a predicted model, not a curated record. Gene Ontology annotation, cellular component: cytoplasm; spindle.
GAGAGAGAGAGAGGCCAUGCAUGCUCUCAUGGCGAACACCAACCACACCACAAAUAUGCUACGUGUCUUGCAAGCAAAACCAGCAUCUAAAGCCACUAGCAGCAGCAGCCACCACUGUAUUUCGCAGCUUUCCUGUCACAUACACAUGCUAAAUCCAUGCCCUCCACGGCCACCACCUCUAAGCAUGUAACGUACCGCGCGCAGCUGAACUCGGCCGAGCAAUUUCUGCUCUGAGUUUGUCAGGUCCGAGAGAUGGGAUCACUCAGUAUGGCUGAAAAAGCUCCCGGCGCUGCGUUGCCAGAGUCUUCAUGUGCAUACUUGCUUCAAGAACUCAAGAUGAUAUGGGAUGAAGUUGGGCAAGAGCAGAGCGAAAGGGAGAGAAUACUCGAAGAGCUCGAGCAGGAGUGCCAGGAAGUUUACCGAAGAAAAGUAAACAGUGCCAACAUGUCCAGGAUCCAGCUGCACCAAGCCUUAGCUGAAUCCGAGGCUGAAUUUACCAACCUGCUGCUAUCCCUCGGAGAAAGAUCGUUCCCGGCACGAGUAAACACCCUGAUCUCGCGGCCCGAGAAAAUGGCAGGCACCCUGAAGGAGCAGCUCAAUUCCAUCACGCCCGCCCUACAAGAAAUGCAGAUGAGAAAGGACGCCAGAGUAAAGCAGUUCGUGGAGGUUCAGACUGAAACACACAGAAUCGCUUCUGAAAUCGCUGGACGGUUAGCGGGUGGAGCUGUCGCUGUGAAUGAAGAGGACCUGUCGCUAAAGAAGCUCGAGGAGUUCCAAAGCGAAUUGCGAAGGCUGAAGAGAGAAAAGAGUGACCGCCUCUGCAAAGUGGAAGAAUACAAAGUUCUAAUUCACAAUUUUGCGAAAGUGAUGGGAAUGGAUCCUUCAGAGAUACUUGCUAGUGUUCACCCAAGGUUGCUAGAUGGACCAAAUGAGCAGCAGACGAAGAAUAUCAGUGAUGACAUCCUUAACAAGCUCAAUAUGACUGUUCAGCAGCUAAAACAAGAGAAGAGCAAUAGAAGGGAAAAGCUCCAAAACCUUGUAAAAGCAUUAACAAACUUAUGGAAUACUCUGGAUACUCAUAUGGAAGAGCGUCAACCUUAUGGGCAAAUUAAGGUACUCGCAAUGACUUCAGUAAACGGUAUGCUAGGUCCUGGAAGCCUCACACUUGAGACAAUUCAACAGGUUGAAACUGAAGUUCAGCGGCUGAGUCAGUUGAAGGCAAGCAAAAUGGAAGAGCUAUUCGUAAAGAAGAGAGCAGAAGUCGACGAAAUUUGCAAGAAAUCACACAUGGGCAUGCCUUAUCAAACAGAAAUGGACAAAAUAAUGAAUCUGAUAAUGUCAGGAGAUGUGGUCCAUGAUGAUCUAUUAAAGACAAUGGAUGAAUAUAUAUACAGAGCAAAAGAGGAGGCCACAAGCCGGAAAGACAUAAUGGAUAAGGUUGACAAAUGGAUGGCUUCAUGGGAUGAAGAACGAUGGCUAGAAGAAUACAGCAGGGAUGACCGAAGGUACUCAGUAAGCAGAGGAGCGCACAAGCACUUGAAAAGGGCAGAGCGUGCUCGAAUUAUAGUUAACAAAAUUCCAGGCUUGGUAGAACAGUUAAUGGUCAAGACACAAUUCUGGGAACAGGAGAGAAACAAGAUCUUCUACUAUGAUGAGCUCCCGCUUCUAGCAAUGCUGAAAGACUACAUGUUCACGCUCAAAGAAAAAGAAGAAGAGAAAUACAGGCAACGGGAGAAUAAAAAGAUACAGACUCUACUUGUAAAGAGGCAUGAGAAUUCAAUAAUGUUAAGGCCCAACACAAGCUUCAGCCGUCCAUCAAGCAGAGGCUUCAAUACGAGUCCUGGCUCCACAUCCAUCUGGAGCAGCCAAGUUUCUGCAAAAGUUCAGCUGCCUGACUCAGAGAACUCCCCAGCUGAAAAAGAUAUGCGUGCAAAAAUAAUUAGGAACAGAGGUACGCAGGGCAUUUUGGGAAAUAACAGAAGCUGUUCAAUCUCUCAUGAAGAUAAAGCAGAAGUCUCCACAGUGAAGCAAGGCAUUUCACCAAUUUAAUUUUUUCUCACUUUAAAUUUCUACAGAAAUUGUCUGCCUGACGUGAAGUUGCAACAGCCCCCUUAAGCUAUUAGAUAAGUGAAGAAAAGUAUGUUUGUAUGCAGCUUACACCAUAUUCAUAUAUAUAUAUUUAUUUAUGUAUGAUUCAUUAAAAUGUUAUUUCGGUGCCGAAGUA